Molecule: messenger RNA, 1872 nt
Organism: Oncorhynchus keta (chum salmon)
Lineage: Eukaryota; Metazoa; Chordata; Actinopteri; Salmoniformes; Salmonidae
Product: glutamate receptor-interacting protein 1-like
Exons: 15
Biological process (GO): neurotransmitter receptor transport, endosome to postsynaptic membrane
Molecular function (GO): nuclear glucocorticoid receptor binding
Source: RefSeq, a predicted model, not a curated record
ACAGUGUCUCUGGCUAGCAGUACCCUGGGUCUAGCAGGUCAGGUUGUUCACACUGAGACGACUGAGGUGAUUCUGGUCAGUGACUCUAUCAUGGGGUUUGGCAUCCAGCUACAGGGGGGGGUGUUUGCCACAGAGACCCUGUCCUCACCCCCGCUCAUCGGCUAUUUGGACCCAGACAGUCCUGCAGAGAGGUGUGGGAUUGUGCAGAUAGGUGACCGUAUCCUGUCUAUAAACGGGAUCCCUACAGAGGACAGCACCUUGGAAGAGACCAAUCAGCUACUGAGAGACUCCAGCAUCACCAGCAAGGUCUCGCUGGAGAUAGAGUUUGAUGUGGCAGAGUCGGUCAUCCCUAGCAGUGGCACCUUCCAUGUGAAGCUACCAAAGAAGCCUGGGGUGGAGCUGGGGAUCACUAUCAGCUCUCCAUCCAGUAGGAAACCUGGGGACGCUCUCAUCAUCUCCGACAUCAAGAAGGGCAGCGUGGCUCACAGGACUGGGACUCUGGAGCUGGGGGACAAGCUGCUGGCCAUCGAUAACAUCCGGCUGGACAACUGCUCCAUGGAAGACGCUGUUCAGAUUCUCCAGCAGUGUGAAGAACUGGUCAAGCUCAAGAUCCGCAAGGACGAGGACAACUCAGACGAACAGGAGCUGUCUGGAUCCAUCAUCUACACGGUGGAGCUGAAGAGAUAUGGAGGUCCGCUGGGGAUCACCAUCUCAGGCACAGAGGAGCCCUUUGACCCCAUCGUCAUCUCCAGCCUCACCAAGGGAGGACUGGCCGAGAGGACGGGAGCGAUCCACAUCGGAGACAGGAUCCUUGCCAUCAACUGUAACAGUCUGAAGGGUAAACCACUGAGUGAAGCCAUCCACCUGCUGCAGAUGGCUGGAGAGUCUGUCACACUGAAGAUCAAGAAACAGGGAGACUUGGCCAGUCCCAAGCAGCCGUCGGUGUCUGGUCAUCUCAGUGAUGUGAUGCUGAGUGAUGUGGAGGACGAGGCAGGGUUAGGCGGGCUGGGAAACCAGGCAGAGAGCCAGAAACAUGGGAAGCUCUCUGACCUCUACUCCACCACCAUCCCCUCUGUGGACUCAGCCGUGGAGUCCUGGGACGGCUCGGCCAUAGACACCACCUUCAACACCCAGGCCCCAGGAUUCCAGGCGUCUGGCUACAGCUUCCACAGCCAUGAGUGGAGGAACGCCAAGCCCAGCCAAGGCAGCCUGUCCCCCGUCAGCACCCGCCAGAGACACAACGUCCUGGCAGACCUGGGCCUCAGCGACGACGAAUGGGACAGACCCACCGCCGGCGGAGCUUCUACACUGCCCACCGGUCUAAUCACUGACAGCAGGUUCACUGUGGGUCAUGACGGGACCGAGCCGGACCAGGAAGAGAACUUCUGGUCUCAGGCCCUGGAAGAUCUAGAGACCUGUGGCCAGUCUGGCAUCCUGAGGGAACUGGAGGACGAGCCAGACAGGCUUCUGAAUAAGAGAAACUUGGCCACCAUUAUGUCAGGCAGCAGUCUGAGUCUGAACCAUGACCCUGCUCCUAUGAGGAGCCACCUGGGUCGGCAGGCCAGCUUCCAGGAGCGCAGCGCAGCCCGGCCUCAGUACAACCAGUCCUCGCGCUCCAACACCCUGCCCAGCGACGGGGGGCGCAAGGCCUUCGCCAUGAGGAAGAUGAAGCAGGAGAUGAAUGACGUCAUGUCGCCCACCCCCGUGGAGCUGCACAAGGUGAGUCUGUCGAAGGAGUCGGACCUUGAAGACUUUGGCUUCAGUGUGUCAGAUGGCCUCCUGGAGAAAGGUGUCUAUGUCAACAACAUCCGCCCAGGUGGACCUGCAGAGGUCGGGGGGCUGAAGUCCUACGACCGGCUAUCAACCACGUGA